AUGCCUACGUCCUACAUCUUCCGCUGGGCCCCACUCUCUCGUGAACACGCGUAUAACAUGCAAGGAGCAAAAAGACUAAUUGCACUGUAUGCUAGUGGGAUAAUUUUGAUAUUGCCAAUUUUUAAAUUGAGACAUCAAGCCCAAAGUGAACGCUUUGGAUACAGAGAGGUGAUUUUAAAAGGAGACCCGAAGAAGCUGAAUCUUCAUGGGCAGACCUGUGCCGUGUGCUUGGAGGACUUUAAGGUGAAAGAUGAGCUGGGAGUGUUGCCAUGCCAACAUGCCUUUCACAGGAGGUGUGUGGUGAAGUGGCUGGAGGUGCGCUGCGUCUGCCCCAUGUGUAAUAAAGCCCUGGCGGGAUCCUCCGAGCAGCACCAGAGCACAGGCACACUGCUGGAUGAGCUGGUGUAGCGCUCAGAAGCUUCUGGAAAGGGACAAGACUGACAUCUGGCUUCAAGACUUUCUAAGGAGUCUUUUUUUACAAACAUGAACAGACCUGACUGUGACUCUCACAACUUCUAGGCUAAGGCUUUGUAUCUUUUGAGUAAAGAAGCCUUUAAUUUAACAUUGAAUGCUAGCAGGGCUGUUCAGGCAUAAUGUUGUGAUGAAUGCUAACCCAGAAGGCUAAUUCACCACUGGUUCCCUCAGGAAUUUAUAAGGGUUUUUUUAAUUGAUGAGCAAAAUAAGGUCUGUGGGAAACACUCAUUUAAGAUUUAUGAACAAUUUAAAUUUGGAAACCCUCGAGUGCUUUAUAAACUCAAGUUGCUACAUACAGUAUGAUCUACAACUACCACAAGGAUGUGUGUUUACACAUUUGACGAAACGAACAACCAUUGUAGUCUUUAUGUAGCGACUUUUUAAAGCACACACAAGUUUUGAAUUCUCAUGUGAGGUAUGAAUGUGUGUAAUUUGUGGUGUGUGCCAAACUGUGCCAAAAUUAAAUGUAAACAGGCCACUAAAAACCAACUGAAACUCCUGUGAGGAACACUCUUGUCUUCUGGGAAUUAGGACUACAAACUGAUUAUCUGUAUUGUAAAUGCUCUACAUCAGACCCAAAGAACUGGGCCCAAAGAACUUUAUUACAGUGUGUGUGUGUGUGUGUGUGUGUGUGUGUGUGUGUUUUACAGCCAUCAGUAGUAGUGACGGAUGUCUCGUUCAUUCUAGAUUAUGUGUGCACAAAUCAUGUCAUUGUCUUAAGAGAGUUUAAACAAACACUACCACAGUUCCCGGCCACAGAAAUUAGCUGCCAGUGAAAACACAAGUGGCUUUCUUUUUGUAUUUCAAGUUGUUGUGUUUGUUCACUGUAAUCUGGUUGCCAUUGUUACUACCUGCAGUGUUUUAGUCAAUGUUUUCA
Molecule: messenger RNA, 1351 nt
Organism: Sinocyclocheilus rhinocerous
Lineage: Eukaryota; Metazoa; Chordata; Actinopteri; Cypriniformes; Cyprinidae
Product: RING finger protein 122-like
Exons: 6
Coding region: 1-408 (135 amino acids)
Biological process (GO): ubiquitin-dependent protein catabolic process
Cellular component (GO): nucleus
Molecular function (GO): ubiquitin protein ligase activity
Source: RefSeq, a predicted model, not a curated record